UUGAACCUGCAUCGCACUUAAACCAAGACAACGUAGCAGAAAUUGAAAAGGGAGACCACGUAUGUCUAUAAAGUCGGGAUUAAAACAUGCAGAUACGAGCAGAAAGAUAGGAAUCCCCCACGCAUAUAAAAAUAGGUCGACACGCAGGUUAUGUAAUAAGUACGGGACGAGGGUUGUUUACUUGUUAUUGCCGUUGAAACGUAGCCUGAUUUUUUUUCUUUUUUACAAUGGGUCGAAUAUGUUAUUUAAACCAAUGAAAUCUUCUCAACGUAUAUACAUUGUUGUUGACUUUGCAGAUUCAUGCAUUCCUCGCCAGGACACUGUGGAAAAUAUGGGAGUCGAAUUCAUUACUGUUUACAGUAACCCGCGUGAUGAUAAGCAGUUCUUCUCUGCCGCAGGUUUUACCUUCAAAUUGAAUUUAAAUACAAUAACACAUUUGACAAGUGGUGUCAACGCGAGACUGGGUCGAUGGUCGGGUCCUCCCGCGCCGCGAUAGGCCGUCCCUCCCCGUCGCUCACCUCUCUAUGGCCAAUGAGCACAAUGAGUUGAGGGCGAGCUUCGAGAUUGGCAGGGAAGGCUCUCCCAGGCUGCAACGCCUUUAAUGACUGUGUUUUUUUUCUACUUCUUUUUUUAGAGCCAGCCGAGGCUGAGUGUAGCAACGUCACAUGUUGUUUUCCUCAAACACUCGCAGUGAGCCGUCAUGUUCAUCCAUCGCUGCGGACCGGAACGACGCGCAUCCCGAAUAUAGUUUGUUUCAUGCGGUUUAUUUCGUGUUUUUGGAUCUCUUUUUUUAAGAAGAUAGUGUAAUAAGUUUUGCGCCUGGUAAAAGGUAAACGUUGGACAACAACAACAACAACAACAAAAAUGGCAAGUCCUCCCGCGACGGGUGGACACCUGUUUACGAACAACGUCAAAAAGUGCGGAUACCUUCGCAAGCAGAAGCACGGCCACCGACGGUUCUUCGUUCUGCGGGAGCACGGCGACUGCUCUCCCGCGAGACUCGAGUACUACGAGAGCGAGAAGAAAUGGAAGAACAAAUCCGCCGCGAAACGGAUCAUAACUUUAGACUCUUGCCUGUGCGUCAACAAGCGGGCGGACGCCAAACACAAGCACCUCAUCGCCCUCUACACCAAGGACGAGUACUUCGCCGUGGCGGCCGAGAACGAGAAGGAGCAGGAGUGCUGGUACGGGGUCCUGUCGGAGCUCAUCACCGAGGGCAAGAUGUUCGACAGCCCGGCGUCCACGUCGUCAUUGGUGGGCUUCGAGGAGGCGAACUACGGGCUCGUCACGCCCGCCACCUCCGUGUAUAGGGAGGUAUGGCAGAUCAAUUUGAAAUCCAGAGGACUGGGUCAGAUCAAGAAUCUGACCGGAGUGUACCGACUGUGUUUGUCCAGUCGCACGAUCAGCUUCGUGAAAAUAAACUCUGACGUGGCGGCUGUCAGCUUGCAGCUCAUGAAUAUUCGACGAUGCGGCCACUCGGAUACUUUCUUCUUCAUCGAAGUGGGCCGUUCCGCCGUCACGGGGCCCGGGGAGUUCUGGAUGCAGGCGGAGGACUCUGUGGUGGCGCAGAACAUCCACGAGACCAUCCUGGAGGCGAUGAAGGCGAUGAAAGAGCUGUCGGAAUUCCGACCGCGCAGUAAAAGCCAGUCCGCCAGCACCAACCCCAUCUCCGUCCCCACGCGACGCAACCUCAACAACCUCCCCCCGAGCCAAACUGGUCUCGUGCGGAGAUCCAGGACCGACAGCGUCGCCGCCACGUCCCCGGGUCGCAAGUUCACGUCCUGUCGGAUCCGAACGGCCAGCGAGGGUGACGGUGGCAUGGCCCGCCCGGUGUCCAUGUCCAUCUCUCUGAGCGAGAGCCCCACCAGCCCCCACUGCGGUCCCUCCCACUUGAUCCGCUCGGCGACCCUGAGCAGCGGCCGGACGUGCCGGAUGCUGGACUCCAACCUGCACCACAGCCGCUCCAUGCCCGUCUCGCACUCCCCUCUGGCGGGGUCCAGCCCCAUCAGCAUGUCCCCGUGCAGGGGCGCGCCCGCCAACAACGCCUCCACCCCCGACCUCAAGGCCCGCCGCCCCUUCAGCUGCAGCGCCUCCAUCUCGGGCUCCCUGAGCGACACUGGCUUCAUCCUGGGGGAGGAGUUCGGCUGCAGCCCCGGAGACCCCCGCUUCCUGCCGCUGACCCGCAGCGACACGCCCGACUCCCUGUGCAGCACGCCGCCGUCCCGGGACCCCGGCGAGCCCCUCUGCGGGUACAUGAUGAUGGAGGGGACGGGCCCCCGCGGCCGGGGGGGGGCUGACACCGACGACGACAAGGCGUACCGGAAGCGCACAUACUCCCUGACCACGCCGCGGCAGCACCGGCCGGUGGCGCAGGCGCUCUCCUCGGCCUCGCUGGACGAGUACACGCUGAUGCGCACGGCGGCGGCGGCGCAGCUCUCGGCCUCGCCCAAAGUGGCGUACCCGGAGGACUACGGCGCCGUGGUGAUCGGCGCGGCGCCCUCGCCGCCGUCGUCGUCGUCGUCGUCGUCCCCGACGCCGCGCAGCCUCGACGACGGUCACCGUGGCAACGGCGGCAACAACAACAACCACCACCACCGCCGCCAGGAGGAGGACGGCGGCUACGUGCCCAUGACACCGGGCGCGGCGGUGGCGGCGAGGGCGGACGGCAAGGCGGACGACUACAUGCCCAUGAGCCCCAUGUGCGUGUCGGCGCCCAAGCUGAUUGUCAACCCCCGGACGCACGACGGCGGCCGCAAGGCGGGGUCCCCGGGCGGCGGUGGCGGUUCGUCGGAGGACUGCGGCUACAUGAGGAUGUGGCGCGGCGCCGUGGACAGCCCCGACGGCCGCGCCCAGGCCCCGCUCGGCGGGGAGUACAUGAACAUGUCGCCGGGCAACCCGCCCCCCCUGCAGACGCCGCCCGACUACUACUGCCUGGGCCCCCUGCCGGGAGCCGCGGCCACGGGCAGGGGGCCACAGCCCGCCCGGGCGCAGACCCCCCGGGCCAAGGAAGCGACGCCCCCGGCGGCGGCGGCCAAGUACGUUCUGAUGAGCCCCCAGAGCCAGCGGCCGCAGGGCGGGGAGGCCGACUACUACGCCGUGAUGCAGCCGGCCCCGGGCUCGCCGGCGCACUUGGCGGCGGCGGCGGCGGCGCCCUCUCCAGCACGCCAGGGUCGCCCCGAGGGCGGCCUGGCGUUCCGGCCGCGGCCGGGUCGGCCCAACCGGCUGGCGCUGGACGCUGUGAGGACGCUGCCCAGCAUGAACGAGCACCCGGCGCCCGGCGAGCCGCGCAGCCCGGGGGAGUACAUCAACAUCGACUUCGACGGCCGCCGGUGCUCGCCGCCCUCGCCGGCGGCCGCCGGGGGCGGGGCCUCGGCGGGGGGCCCGCGGCGGACCCCGCUGUCGGGCUACAUGAACCCGGAGCCGGGGGCGCACUCGCCCCGGGAGGCGGCGGAGGCCGGCCUGCCGCAGCCGGACGAGCUCCCGGAGGCGUCCAUGUGUCCGUUCCAAGAGGGGGGCGGGGCCUACCGACGGGACGGGGGACAGAAGGCCCCAGAGGCCAAGAGCGAGUACACGGAGAUGACCUUUGGCCCCCCGGGCCCGCCUCUGCAUGUCGUCCGUCCGACCCCGGCAGCGGGCCCGAGCGGCGUCGGGGACCGGAGCCUCUCCAUGGAAGACCCGAGGCUCCCGGAGGUCCUCGGGGCCUUCCUGCUGGGGGCCUCGCCCCCCCCGGACCCGGACCGCGCCGCCAAGGUGAUCCGGGCCCACCCCCAGGGCCGGCGGCGCCACAGCUCCGAGACCUUCUCGUCCACGGCCACCGUCACGCCCGUCCCGCCCUCCUUCGCCGCGGGCGCCGCCGGCGCCGCCCUCCGGCGGCACAGCUCCGUGGAGAACGUGUCGUCGCGGAGCAGCGAGGGGUCCGACGAGGAGUGCGGCAGCCCGCCCGGCCCGCCCACCACGUUCGCGGCGGCGGCGUCCGGCGGCGGCGGCGGCGGCUUCCACCGCAGCGGCCUCAGCAGCUACAUGGCGCUGAACCUGCUGGAGAAGAACGCCGGCGCCGAGAAGCUCAAGGACGCGGGCGGCUUCAAACCCGCCAACAGCUGCAAGGGAGGGGUCAGUGGAUUACACGCGGCGCCCUACGUCUGUCUGGGGUUCAAGGAGGCGGCCACCACUGCACAAGACUGAUGGCUGAACUCUGACCUCUGUGACCCCCCGCACCCCACACACAACGUACCACCUGC
Messenger RNA from Gadus chalcogrammus (walleye pollock), 4238 nucleotides. RefSeq names its product insulin receptor substrate 2-like. Gene Ontology annotation, molecular function: phosphatidylinositol 3-kinase binding; insulin receptor binding. NCBI's taxonomy places the organism in Eukaryota, Metazoa, Chordata, Actinopteri, Gadiformes, Gadidae. Gene Ontology annotation, biological process: insulin receptor signaling pathway. The record is from RefSeq and is a predicted model, not a curated record. Gene Ontology annotation, cellular component: cytosol; plasma membrane.